Bolinopsis microptera is the source of this 650-nucleotide messenger RNA. RefSeq lists its product as uncharacterized. The record is from RefSeq and is a predicted model, not a curated record. The coding region runs from base 3 to 479 and encodes 158 amino acids. Lineage: Eukaryota; Metazoa; Ctenophora; Tentaculata; Lobata; Bolinopsidae. The transcript is spliced from 4 exons.
UUAUGGCAGUAGUGAAACAGGCCCUGUGUCUGUUACUGGCGAUAAUAACCCUAGCCUACUCCGCUGCUCCCAUACAGCUGUUAGAGCACAAAGCAGAAACACAGAGACUGCACGAGGAGCACCAAACCAACACAGUAUACGAUCUCCACACUGUUUACUCCGAGGAAGCCAGGGAGAUAGCAAAAGAGACUUUUGGGACUUUCAAAACGGACAAAUGUGGAGCAACUCGCUGUUUUAUCCGAGUCAAAUCGGAUCGGUGCACCAGCGAGUACAGAUGCUAUGCACUCUUCAUCCGCAAGGAACCUUACAGUACCCGGCAUUUGGUGCGAACUUACUUCCAGCGAACCUACACUAUUGUGAAGAAACAUUUUGAUGACGAGAACACUAAAUUUGGGUGCGUUAUCCACGUGAUGAACGACAAAGCGGAAAUCAAUUGUGUUUACAUGAAAAUGAAAAACUCUGCCAUUGCUCGAUCCUAGAUCAUCCUUGACAUAUCAUUGAGAAAUUUAGCGCUGAAUAAUUAUUUAUUUCAUAAUUCUCGUCAAUUUUCUUUUUAAUCCAAUUUUAUUAUCCAAUACCUCUGGAAUUUUACUUAUCAUUGCUGUGACAUUUUUGUGUUUUAACCUCUGUCGUUAUUUUUCGUAAAUGAA